AUGGACCCAAUCAAAACAGAAGAAGAGAUCUAUGAUGUGCUCAUCAUCGGCGCAGGCCCAUGUGGUCUCGCCAUCUCAGCUCGUCUUCACGAACACACACCCGCAGCACUCUUCACAGACGAAGAACACCGUCGUUUCCACUGGAUCUCAAAGUACGGCAACAAGAUGCCCUUGAAGCAUGUCCGAAGUGGCAAGAUCACAGCUCCCAAGACACAAGCAAAACCACAGUACAAGAUGCUCGUGCUGGACGCUGACAGUGAUACGUGGAUGGGUCGCUGGAACAGACUCUUCAAGAUGUAUGACAUCUCCCAUCUUAGAAGUCCUAUGCUGUGGCAUGUUGAUCCACUUGAUCGGGAUGCACUUCUUGCUCAUGCGUAUGCGAAUGAGAGGGAGAAUGAGCUCAUCGAGAUUCGGAACUGUGUGGGUAAAGAAGUUAGUAAGCACGGAAGGAAGAAGAGUACUCAGAAGGCUUGUGGACGAAGGCAGGAAGCUCGUGUUGAUAUCAACGUGAGAGAACGCAACGACUAUUACAACCCCUCUACAGCUCUCUUCUGUGAUCACUGCGAAAAGGUGGCUGCUCGGUAUAGACUUGGCCCAGACAUCAUCCGCAAAGAAGCCCUGGAGCAUCUCGACUACAGUGAGGUCAAAGGGAUCUCUCUUGAUGGAGAGAAACUCUUCACUGUAACAUCCAACAAAGUCCGUCGCUAUGCUCGCACAGUCGUGUUGGCCGUCGGUCCUGCCAAUGUGGCCAAGAUCCCACACAUUCCCUCAAUGCCAGACACUGAGCUCCCUCAGACAUGUCACAGCAUGCACAUCACAGAAUUCCCAGACCCCUUAGUCAAGCAAAGAAUCGCUGCGCGUCGACAGACAAAUAUUCUCGUCGUGGGCGGCGGUCUUACGUCGGCACAGUUGACGGAUCUAGCCAUUCGCAAAGGUGUAACAAAAGUCUGGCACGUCAUGCGUGGACCGCUUCGCAUCAAGCAUUUUGACGUCUCGCUCGAAUGGAUGGGCAAGUUCAAAAACGCGAAGCAAGCACAGUUUUACUAUGCUGACUCCGAUGAUGAGCGCAUCGAAAUGAUCAAGGAGGCUAGAGGGGGAGGAAGUAUCACUCCUGUGUUCCACAAGCGUCUCAAGAAGCAUCUUGCGACAAAGAAACUCGAGCUCUUCACUGAAACGAAUCUCGUCGAUGCGUCAUUCGAUGCAGAAACCGGAACAUGGACAGUUCAGACGAAUCCACCUGUUGAGAUGCCAGCCAUGGACUACAUGUACUUUGCAACGGGUAUCCAAACCGACUUUUCGUCUCUGCCUUAUCUGCAGACCAUUCUGGAGAAGCAUCCCAUCGAGGGCAGAGGGGGUUUCCCUUGUAUCAACAACGAUCUCAUGUGGAAUGAUGAGGUUCCGCUGUUCAUGAUGGGUAGACUGGCAGCCCUACGUCUUGGUCCUGCAGCGCCUAACCUCGGAGGAGCACAGAUUGGUGCGGAAAGAGUUGCCUGGGCGAUAGAAGAUCGAAUUCCAAGACCGGGCGAGGAAGCGGUAGAGGAUCACAGGAAGGGCUACUUGUCAGGGCAUGGGAACAUGUAUAGUUCAUUAGCCUGUGAAUAG
This is a messenger RNA of Fusarium coffeatum, 1602 nucleotides long. RefSeq lists its product as uncharacterized. The transcript has 2 exons. NCBI's taxonomy places the organism in Eukaryota, Fungi, Ascomycota, Sordariomycetes, Hypocreales, Nectriaceae. The coding region runs from base 1 to 1602 and encodes 533 amino acids. The record is from RefSeq and is a predicted model, not a curated record.